AUGACGACAAUAGCGGGCCCCUCGACCCCGUCGAGCGCGCACGCGACGACGCCCGCCGCGCUUUCCGCGCGCAUCCGCUCGCUCGCGGCGCCGGUCUACACAAGCCGCGUAGAAGCAGAGGUCAAGGCGUAUCUCGACGCGGCGUACCCGGACCUCGCGAGCCUGACUGGCGCUGCGCCAGCCCAGGUGGAGAAGAAGCACCGGCGCGGCGGCGGCGGGUCGUACUCUGCGUCGUCUUCGCGCCCUUCCACUCCCGUACAGGCAGCUAAGAAACGCACGCUAGACGAGGACAUUGCGCACUGGACGUCUGCGGCCGCGAGCGCGGGCCAGCGCCUCGCGGACGCGGAGGCUGCGUUGCCUGGCGCUAUUGGCCAGGCGCGCGCCGCUCUGGAAAGCUUGCAGACCGCAGCGCAGGACCUCGCAUUGGAGCGAUAUCGCCAGAGUGACGAGAGCGCGGCGCUGCUCGCUCAGCUUAGCUCCUCGGCGCCGCUUGACGACGACGAGGAAGGCGGCGAGCGUGCGCCGACGCUGCUUGAGCAGGUGGAGGGCAUGGAGGCUGGUCUUGGGCGCACGCGUGCCGCGCUCGCAUGGAGCCGCGUGCUGGAGCGUAUCCUCCGACUACGCGACGCCGUGCUCGACCCCGCGCACCACACCCCGUCGGCGCUCGCUGCGCUGCCGCACUACCGCGCGCUGAGCGACGCGAUCGUCGCGGUCGAGAAGGUCCUCCCGCCCGGGAUGGCGCUGCUGGGCACGCUGGCCGACGUGCGCGCCGACGCGUGGGCGCAGCUCAAGCGCGUGCUCUCCGACACGCUGCUCGCCGCCGCGGAGCCGCUCGGCUGGCCCAGGAGGGUGGACUACGCGUCCGUACCCGCCGACAAGCGGCGCGCGUUUGAGCGCGCGUAUAGCGAGCUGCUCCACCUCCAGGCCGAGGGCGAGAGCCUGCAUGCCACGCUGGAGCGCUCGCCGUCGUGGACGUCGGGCGACGGCCUGUACCCGAUCCAGGCGCUCACAGAGCCCAUCACCCUGCGGUUCAAGUACCACUUCCAGGGGUCGCGCUCGACCAACCGCGUCGACAAGCCCGAGUGGGCGUUCGCCAACAUCCAAGACGCGGUGUACGAGCACGCGGGCUUCAUCGCAGACUACCUCCAGCCGCUGACGGCUCGCGAGUACCCCAAGGUCGACGUGACGUGCGAGCUCACGAUGCUCCUCUUUCCGACGCUGCUUGCGUUCCUCCGCACCCGCAUUCCCCACCUGCUGUCCCACCCCGCGCUGCUCGCGCACACAGUCUACCAGACAGUCAUGUUCGACGACGCCGUGCGCGAGAACGGCUUCGAGCUCGCCCGCACGAGCGUGUACGCCGGCGCUGAGGCCGAGUGGGAGGGCCUCGCGGGGGUCAUUCUGCGCGAGCACGACUGGUUCGAGCAGUGGCUUGAGGGCGAGAGAAAGUUUGCCGAGACGUCGCUCAACGACAUUAUUUCGGCGCCGAACGCGUGGGCUAUUGCGGUCGACGAGGACGAGGACGAGGACGACGGCGAGGCCGCGCUGCCGUCUACCGAGUCGGCGCGCAAGGUCAAGGCGCUCAUCGAGGGGAUUACGGACCGCUACGCGCCUCUCCCAGCACAGGAAUACCGCGUCGCCUUCCUCCGCACGAUCCAGCUGCCCACCCUCGCAGCGUACCACUCGCGCCUGGACGGCUCUCUCAACGCCUUCGAGACGCUCAGCUCGGCGUUCGUGCGCGCCGUCCCCGGCGCGCUGGGCGGCGCAAGGCCCACCCCCGACUCGCGGGUCACGGUCGGCACGGCUGGGCUGGAGCGCCUGAUCAAGGCGCACGUGAGCGCAGAGUACCUCGUCGCAGCGCUUCGCUCGUGGUCCAACGACGUGCUGUUCGCGGAAAUGUCGGCCGACCUUGCCGGCGACGCUGCCGCACCGUCAGUAUGGGACCCUACGGCACAGCGAUACUCUGACCUCCGCGCACGCGCCGAGGAUAUGAUGGUGCGCCUCAUCACCUCGGAAGUCGAGUCAGACCUCAAGCAGCACCUCACGCGGCGGUGGGACGUCGGCGCGGACGGCGCGCUAGAGGACUCGGGGCCAGACUCGUCCCUCGUCGCAGCGCUGGCAGGCUACACGUCGCUGCUGUCGGCGCUGCGCGUGCUCCCCCGCACGCCAGCCGCACGCGUGUACCGCCGCGUGUCGGCCCACCUGGUCAACCAUAUCGCCCAGCGCGCAGUCUACGCCGGCUGGUCCAAGUUCACCGCUGCGGGCGGGCGCGCGCUACUGUCGGAAGUCGACGACUGGCGGCACGCGGCGGCGGCAGGCGUCGCGCGCAUCACCCCGCCCAUUCCGACUGAUGUGCCGUGGAACAGGCUGUACGAGAUGGCGACCUUGCUCGCCCUGCCCUCCGAGUCAGAGGCGGAGGCCGACACGCCGACGUUCGCGCAGGCCAUGGCGGCGGCUUGGAGCGGAGGCGCAGCGCUCGACAGCCUGCGUGAGCGCACGGGCGUGCACGAGCUGUCAGAGGACGAGCUGCAGGCCGUGCUGAGACGCCGGCUCGAGUGCUGGAGAUGA
Vanrija pseudolonga is the source of this 2565-nucleotide messenger RNA. RefSeq names its product RAD50-interacting protein 1 (gene RINT1). Lineage: Eukaryota; Fungi; Basidiomycota; Tremellomycetes; Trichosporonales; Trichosporonaceae. Gene Ontology annotation, biological process: regulation of ER to Golgi vesicle-mediated transport; endoplasmic reticulum to Golgi vesicle-mediated transport; retrograde vesicle-mediated transport, Golgi to endoplasmic reticulum. Bases 1 to 2565 code for a protein of 854 amino acids. The transcript is spliced from 2 exons. Gene Ontology annotation, cellular component: Dsl1/NZR complex. The record is from RefSeq and is a predicted model, not a curated record.